UGUUGGUUUGGAUCCAAACAUGAAGACAAAGAUAGAAAAUCAGCAGAAUGAUCCUUCAGAGCAUUCGGACCGAGAGAGACAAUGAGGACUUUGGUGGGUUUGGUUCAGUAUCACAGACACGCUGGAUGAGGUCGACUCAGAGCAGCUUCUAAAAACCAUCCUAAAUAACGUCACCUUCUCUUGUUUAUGAGCAAUAAAACACAGUGACUCUUCCUCAGCAGCCAUGUUUAGUUUCACUGAGAAUAACAUAAAAAUAUGAGCAUAACUCUGCCUCGCAUCAGCAAAACAACCUUUAGACGAAAGAUAACAUCAGCCACAGAUUAAUGACACCAACAUGAUGAAAAUCACCAAAUAUUUCAGAUACAAACAUCUUCUAUCAGAGUACCUUUGGGGUCACGUGGUACACUCAAGUCUUAAGAAACCUACUUGAGGCCCUUUAUGAUUUCCUUAUUUUAGGCUCUCAUUGUGUCUGCAAGUAACACACACACACACACACACACACACACACACACACACACACACCAGGGUGCCUCUUUCAGUCCCCCUUUAGAUCCAGUUUUUCCCGCCCCUGAUGUACCGCAUCAGUCCCGGUGUUUUACCGCCUGUGGGUGAAUUUGCCCUCAGACUCACGUUAUCGUAACCGGUGUGACGUCAGUUCGUGAUUACAGAGAGAGUCGGUGUGGAGGCUGCAGAUCGCGGCGGAUCUUCAGAGCAGCUGCAUCUCCUCCUCCUCUUCCUCUUCCUCCUCCUCCUUCUCUCUCCACCACCGGGGCAGCCGGGCACCGACCGGGGCGACAACAUGCCCGCUGAGCAGCUCCAGCCGGGCUCGGUGUCGGUUCUUCCAGACCUGGAGGGAUUUACGCGGACGAGCGGACGGAGACUCCUGUUGGAGCCGCAGAGCAGAGAGCUGUAAGUUGGAGGCGGAAACUGGAAAACUUAAAUAUCUGGAGCAGAUUUAGUGUUUUGAUGGACGUGCUGCGGUGCAGGAGACCACCUCGGACAUCUGCUGCCGCUGCCGGCCGCCGCUGCGCACCGUGACGCGCGGGGGAGCGCGGGGGUAGCGCGGGGGGGACGGAACCCCGGCAGCGUCACCCUGAGAGUCUGGGGAGGGAAAACAAAAUCAUCUCUGCUGCUUAAAAUCUCCUGCACUCUGGAUUUGUCACUUCAUAUCCGGGAGAUGCCAUCCGUCUCCCGCCUCCGUCCUCCUGUGGGUCGGACCGGGGUGGACGUGGCGUCGUGAGGCGGCAGCAGCAGCCUGCGGAGAGAGAACACAGUUCGGACUUGUUGGCUCCCGGUGCGGCUCCCGGUGCGGCUCCCGGAUCUCCCUCAUGCAGCUCCUCCGGCUGGCCUGGGCUCUGACAGCCGCGGCGCUCUGCCUCCUCCUGCUGCUGGUCCUCCACAACCAGAUCCUGAAAGAAGGUCAGCUGGCGGCGGGAACCUGUGAGAUCGUCACUCUGGACCGAGACAGCAGCCAGCCGAGGAGAACCAUCGCCCGACAGACGGCUCGCUGCGCCUGCAAGAAGGGACAGAUCGCCGGGACGACGCGAGCCAGACCGGCCUGCGUGGACGUUGGUAUCGUCAGUAGUCGUCAGUGGUGUGCGAUGAGUCCGUGUUUGGAUGAUGAAGGUUGUGACCUCCUGGUCAGUCAGUCGGGCUGGACCUGCACGCAACCAGGAGGCCGAGUGAAGACCACCACGGUCUCCUGACAGCGGCGGCGAGGACAGACGCUCCCCAACAGACAGAACGCUUCCCGUCAUCCAUCGCCCUUCAUCGCAGCAGAGCGGAGCAUUCGCCGCCGCCGCCCGCCGCCGCCAUUAUGAGCCGGAGGGGCGAGGCGUCAGCGCUUCCUGCUUCACGCCCGGUGGUGAACUGUUGAAACCGUCGCAGCCUGAAGUUCUUCUUGCUGUGGGAGGAAAGUGACUCCGUUUAUUUUCCAGGAGAUUUGAAAAGCGGAUUAACGGCGAGCAGCUGGAGCGAUUUCCUUUUUUUUGUUUGGCACAAAACUCUGUUUCGUUUUUACAGACCAAAGAUGAACAGAGCCGACGAUGAGACGUUCUUAGACGCCACAACGCCAUUAUAUCCAUGUAAAGAAAUAAACACAUUGUGACUUUUCAAGUGACUUAACUGAGCAAAGUAAUAUUGUAAACAAGUCAACGUCUCUAUGAGGAGAGAUGAAGCUGUUUGUGUCGGACAGUCUCGCUGUCAGUCAGUCUGGUGGAAAAAAUCAUAUCAAGAUAAAACUUUGCUCACUUUUAUCAAAACACGUGAAGAUAUAUUUUAAAGAUUUGAGUCAAACAGGGCGAGAAUAACAGCUGACAUGCAGGUGAAUGUACUUUUAUAAAAACAUGAUGUAAAUGAACUUCAUACAGUUACACAAACAGAUUAAACACAAACACUAAACCAACCUCAGAUGAUACAAUUUAUCCUAAAAAUAUUUAAUAAAACUGCAUGAAAACUGACUUAAAAUUACUUUUAUUUUGUGUUGCAUUUCCUGUUUCACACACAGUCAGCUGAUGGGACGCUUGUUAUUGAACUAUAGAGCUAAAAUGAUCAGAUCAUUAGUCGUUAAGUGGAUUGACAGAAAUUAAUUAGCAACAAUUUUGAUAAUUGAUUCAUAGUUUGUCAUUUUUAACACAAAAAUGCAAAAAAAAAAAAAAAAAUCUCUUGUUGCAGCUUCUCAGAUGUGAAUAUUUGCUAGUUUUCAGUCAUCUGAAUAUGUUAACUUGGGCUUCAGGGAUUAAUGAUCAUUUUAUAAACUGAACAAUUCAUUAAUAAAGAAGAUA
Messenger RNA from Thunnus maccoyii (southern bluefin tuna), 2783 nucleotides. Its product is annotated as chemokine-like protein TAFA-5. Bases 1329 to 1706 code for a protein of 125 amino acids. Lineage: Eukaryota; Metazoa; Chordata; Actinopteri; Scombriformes; Scombridae. The transcript is spliced from 4 exons. Gene Ontology annotation, biological process: G protein-coupled receptor signaling pathway. Gene Ontology annotation, molecular function: receptor ligand activity; G protein-coupled receptor binding. The record is from RefSeq and is a predicted model, not a curated record.